CCUCUCAGUCUAUCAUCUGGUAUCCAUGCAUCACUUUCACCUCCACCUCUUCGUUGGCCACUCACUCUAAACACAUAUCCACAUCACAGAACACUGCAGUCAAAACAUUCUUUUGGCCUCGUUGCUACCACGCUGUCAGCCGUCGACCUUGAACACCAUCUGGUCCUAGGCCCCAGCAUAGUUGCGUAGUCAACCUGCCCGCUAUCCCUUCGUCUUCCCCACUUGUUCCGAACACACCUUCAACCACUACCUCCACAAAAAAUUCGCAAACAUGAAGCUCACUUUCAAGGAUCUAAAACAACAAAAGUUCGUUAUCGAGGCCGAGCCCUCUGAAACGAUCUCAGCCGUCAAGGCUAGGAUCUCGGCUGAGAAAGGAUGGGAGCCCUCACUGCAAAAGCUCAUAUACUCGGGCAAGAUCUUACAGGAUGACAAAACCGUUGAAUCGUACAACAUCGAAGAGAAGGGUUUCAUCGUCUGCAUGGUGUCCAAGCCCAAGGUAGCUGCUGGCGCCGCGUCCGCUAGCAAAGCUGUUCCCUCAACUCCUGCCCCGGCAACUAUCCGAACACCUGCUGCACCCGCCCCAGCUGCGUCAUCGACGACGUCCAAUGCUCCAGCCACGCCAUCGCCUGCUCCAGCUGCCCCGCAGACUUCUGAGCAAAAUUUCAAUGACCCAUCUGCUUUGACUAUGGGGAAUCAAAGAGAUGCGGCUAUUGCAAACAUGGAGAGCAUGGGUUUCGAGCGUGCAGAUAUCGACAGGGCCAUGCGAGCAGCGUUUUUCAAUCCCGAUAGAGCUGUCGAGUACCUCCUAACAGGUAUCCCCGAGAGUGCUUUGAGGGAGGAACAGGCCCGAGCAGCUCCUACACAACCCACCGCUGGAGCUGCAGCACCGCCGGCAGCAGCAAACACUGGCGCUGCCACUUCGGCCGGCAGUGACGAGCCUGUCAACCUAUUCGAAGCUGCAGCUCAAGCUGGUCAAGGAGGCCGUGGGGCUGGGGCCAGAGGUGCUGCUGCAGGUGGUCAAGCUGGUGCCGCCGCUGCUGCGCUUGCCGGCUCUGCAGGUACUCCUGGUAGUCUCGAUUUCUUACGCAACAACCCACAGUUCCAGCAGCUACGUCAAGUUGUUCAACAGCAACCGCAAAUGCUUGAGCCAAUCCUACAGCAAGUUGGUUCUGGCAAUCCCGAACUGGCCCGCCUGAUCGGCCAGCACCCCGACCAGUUCCUCCAGCUUCUCGCUGAAGAUGGGGACGAAGAUGCUGCACUUCCGCCAGGUGCUCAAGCAAUCAGUGUGACCGAGGAAGAACGCGAGGCCAUCGAACGCCUUUGCCGACUUGGCUUUGAACGUGAUCUCGUCAUCCAGGCUUACUUUGCGUGCGACAAGAACGAGGAGCUUGCGGCGAACUUUCUCUUCGAUCAACCUGACGAUCAAGAUGACCAGUAAUUUCCACCUGCCAAUAUCCCUCUAAAGUAUACUCUCGACGCCAUCAGCACAUAACUUGUUCUACGCAAUGGCGUCUCAGCAUCCUCUCAAAUAUCAAUGACAGCUUUUUGACGUGUUUACCAUACUGCGAAGGCGUUCUUUGCUAUUCUGCGAACAAGAGCGAGCGGUGUCGUUACGUGGCUCCCUAACCAUCUUACGCCUUCCUCAGCGUAACAAGAGGACCUAGGAAUAUGUGAUAUGUGAAGCCAAAUGAAAGACGUAUUGCGCGUGGAUAGCUUCGUAUCACAUAACUUCGGGUGAGAUGGUGAAUUACAAAAGAAGAAAAUAUAAUAUCUUAUAUUACACCCAGUGUCUACCUUGCCCUUGUAUGUCGAUCCCAUUGUCCGAAUAGCGAUAACUUGGAGUCACAC
This is a messenger RNA of Pseudovirgaria hyperparasitica, 1848 nucleotides long. Its product is annotated as UV excision repair protein Rad23. The transcript is spliced from 5 exons. The record is from RefSeq and is a predicted model, not a curated record. Gene Ontology annotation, cellular component: nucleoplasm; cytosol. NCBI's taxonomy places the organism in Eukaryota, Fungi, Ascomycota, Dothideomycetes, Acrospermales, Acrospermaceae. Gene Ontology annotation, biological process: proteasome-mediated ubiquitin-dependent protein catabolic process; nucleotide-excision repair. Bases 272 to 1438 code for a protein of 388 amino acids. Gene Ontology annotation, molecular function: polyubiquitin modification-dependent protein binding; ubiquitin binding; proteasome binding.